This is a messenger RNA of Limulus polyphemus (Atlantic horseshoe crab), 3358 nucleotides long. RefSeq names its product oxidation resistance protein 1-like. The record is from RefSeq and is a predicted model, not a curated record. Gene Ontology annotation, biological process: response to oxidative stress. Bases 280 to 3066 code for a protein of 928 amino acids. Gene Ontology annotation, cellular component: nucleus. Lineage: Eukaryota; Metazoa; Arthropoda; Merostomata; Xiphosura; Limulidae. The transcript is spliced from 18 exons.
UUAUCACCACAGCAAUCAGCUUGUAACACGAAUUGGCCAGAUGAUAAGGGGGAGUAGAAGUGCGAUUAUGAUAAGUAUACUGUUACUAUAUGCGAGUACUGGUACUUUGUUUGUGUAGAUGAUACGCAGCUGCUGGAGCCAAUAAACUGAAAGAGACAAAAAUCAAAAGAAUCAAGAGACAACUGUGGAAAUAUUAACUUAAAUAUCCUGGUGAACAAAGAAGUUUUGGCAGCCCACAAAGCCACAGUUCUGAAGCAGCUGGAUUAUACAUGGUUCAUUAUGUCUGGACAAAGAUCCUUGAGUGAGAAACUUCAAGAGAUCAAAUUAUCAUUGCAAUCAAAGAGUCAUUCCCUGGAUAGUAUUAACCCUUUACAAACCAAUAUAUAUAGUUCAACAGACCUAAGUUUGAAGCCUGACUGGCAGAAUGGUGUUUCAUUGUCUGUUUUAAGUUCAUCAGUGCCAUUGACUCCAGUAUUACGGUACAAGUCUCCAGGUACUUUAGAUGAUAAGGAGCAGUCAUUUUCAAAUAAAUCUGCUUUAGAAAAGAGAAAUAUCUAUAAAAAUGAGACCCAGCCUCCAGAUACUUUUAAAUAUACUGUUGGUGGUCAAGAUACAUUAACAAGUAUAGCAGCACGUUUUGAUACUACACCUUCUGAGCUGACGAAAAUAAACCGGCUAACAAGUCGACUUAUUUUCUCUGGGCAAAUUCUAUAUAUUCCUAAAAAAACAGAUGAGAAUGGAAAGAAUUUCAUAUCAGUAGAAGAAAAAGGAUUAGAACCCUCCAACACAGAAGGAAAAUGUGCAACUGAGUUUGUUGCAAAAUCAAGCCCCAAGCCAGGCCAUGUAAAAAGAAUGAAGUCACCCACAGAUGAAACGGAAACCUCCACAGCAGAAACUACUUCAGUUGUAGACAAAGACAGAAAAGUUGCAGACUUUGAUAAUUCUAGGCCUUCUACUUCUGUGGAUACGAAUGAUUUGGAUAAAGAGUGUUUGGAAAAAUUCUUGAAAAUUGAUGCUCGAUACAUAACAGAUGGAGAGGGUGUGGUGAGUGGAAUUCUACUAGUCACACCCAAUGCACUGAUGUUUGAACCAAAUGUCUCAGAUCCACUAGUUUUAGAGCAUGGAGCUGAGAAGUUUAGUGUGAUUGCACCAAUGGAAAUGGUUUUUAGAGAAUCUGUUUAUUGUGACAUUUCCCAUAUGAAGUUGAAAUGUGAUCCUCAGUGGUCACAGUUUUUACCAAAAGCACCCUUAUACCAUUCUAAAGGUCCACAAGGGCCAGAAACAUGCACAAGAAAAAGUAAACUAAGUAGAGAUUUGGACACAGUGGGGAUUGGAGUGAAAGAAGUUGAAGGUGAAAUGACUGAGACUACUGACGUUUUAAAUGUGACAAAAUCGAAUAUUGAACGAGGAAAUUUAGUAGCGCAAGCUACCAAGAAUGUUCCAGAAUGCACUGUAUUUAAGGACUUUAAACAAGAACUUGAUAAAUCAGUUCCUAUCACACCAUUUAAAUCUAGUUUUAUAGAAAGAAAGAGAUCAGGGAGUGUUGAUUCUUAUCAGCAUUUAAAAAACUUUGAAGAACCUGGUAGUUUUAUAGAAUUAUUCAAAGAACCUAACAAAAAGAAUUCUUUUUAUGAUGUAGAAAGUAAAGCUGUGACAGAUAACUUGCUAAAACAAGAUGACAUUAAUGAUGGUAGUGCUGCUUCAGCCUUGAUCAAGGGGGAUAAACAUGUAUCAACCAUUUAUCGACCUCCUCAACCUUGCUUCAAGACAGAGAGUAGGAAAGAAAAUUUCAUGAGGCGAUUCUCAUACCCACUAAGAUCUUUAUCAUCUUACACAAAGUCUGUUUCUAACUUUGUUUUUUCCUCAAUAGAGGAUAUUAAUAAUUUUUCACAUGGCUUAUUCAAUAAUGAAACAAAGUUGAAAGAUGCAUCAACAUUGAGUCCUGUGGAAUCAGUUUCUGUUGAAGGAAAAGAUGGUGAAAUCAGUGUUCGGGUAGAAGAUGACCAGGUGACAGACAAUCAAUGUCAACAACGUUUGAAUAUUCCAGUUGUUGACUACAAAAACAUGGUAGAAGACAAGCCUGAACUUUUCUGUUCUAUUGAUCAGUUGGUACCUUGCAAGGUUAAACCUCCAGAUGCUUUUCCUCUCUAUUUAUGCUUGAAAAUGGGUUGGCCAUGUAAUAGAAAAACAAACCAGUCAUUGUCACUUAUUUUACAUGAAAAGAAAAGAAUCAGAAGUGAAUAUUGGUUUAGCAUUCCUCAGAAAAGAGUGGAUGAUCUGUACAGAUUUUUCCAACACUGGACACCAGAGAAAUAUGGAGAUGCUUCUAAACCAGAGGAUUUUGGUUUUGACCCAAUCAAUUCUGAUGAAGAAGACUUUCAAGAAGAAGUUGAUUCCAAAGCCAAGGGUAAAAGACAGCCUAGGAUUUUGAGUUUGUUGAGACUAGUGUCAAGACAAUAUAGCUCUGAAUUGAGCCCAUCAGAUUGGGAGAUUGUGUCAAUGAGCAAUUUGGAAAGUUCACCGUAUCUAGACCCUUUUGAAUUACCAUUUCCAGAAUUGCGGGAAGAAAGUGAGAUCCUGACAGAAGAACAUUGUAGAGAGUUAGCAAAGCACCUUCCACAUCGGGUAGAGGGCUGCCCCUGGAUUCUUAUAUAUUCCUCAUUUAAACAUGGAUUCAGCCUAAAGACAUUGUAUCGAGAAAUGGCAAAGUUUGAAACACCAGUUAUCUUGGCUGUUAUCGACAGUGAAGGAACUGUGUUUGGUGCCUUGACAUCGUGUUCAUUGAAAAUAAGUGAGCAUUUUUAUGGAACAGGAGAGUCUUUUCUGUUUAGGUUUUCUCCCUCCUUCCAACACUACUACUGGACUGAGAAAAACACUUAUUUCAUUAAAGGAGACAAGGACAGUCUUGCAUUUGGAGCAGGAAGUGGCCAGUUUGGUUUGUGGCUGGAUGGAGACUUAUUUCAUGGACGAAGUCACAAUUGUGAAACUUUUGAAAAUGACACACUUUCUACUCAUGAAGACUUUGUUGUAAAAGGAAUUGAAGCUUGGGGUUUUGAAGAUAAUUGAUACCAGCGGUACUUGGUAAAACUCCAUUAUUACAGAAUUGAGGAAAACAACCUGAUGUGAAACCAUGGUCGUUAAUAAGUGAAGUUUUUUAUGAAACAUACAAUUUUUUUUUUUUCUCAAUUCUCUAACUUCCUAGAUGUUAUGUAUUUCUCAUCUUGUUUUAUAUUAGUUAUUUAAGUGCUACAGAAGUUUGGCUCCAACUGUCCUUUCUGCAGUUGUGGAGACAUUACCUAUUUGUUUGUCCUGAAAAUGUUCUUAAGAAAAACAUUAUUGGUGCAUUUGUUUUAUGAAA